Abrus precatorius (Indian licorice) is the source of this 963-nucleotide messenger RNA. RefSeq names its product rac-like GTP-binding protein ARAC8. The transcript has 9 exons. The coding region runs from base 58 to 690 and encodes 210 amino acids. The record is from RefSeq and is a predicted model, not a curated record. Lineage: Eukaryota; Viridiplantae; Streptophyta; Magnoliopsida; Fabales; Fabaceae. Gene Ontology annotation, biological process: regulation of actin cytoskeleton organization; actin filament organization; regulation of cell shape. Gene Ontology annotation, cellular component: plasma membrane; cell cortex; cytoskeleton. Gene Ontology annotation, molecular function: GTP binding; GTPase activity; protein kinase binding.
CAAAGAAGGAAUGAGUGAGAAUCAUAGGCUCUGCUUCUAGUUCUUGUAUUGGUUUCAAUGGCUUCAACUGCUCCAAGGUUCAUCAAGUGUGUGACCGUUGGGGACGGUGCUGUAGGGAAGACCUGCAUGCUCAUGUGCUAUACUAGCAACAAAUUCCCCACCGACUAUAUUCCCACAGUGUUUGAUAAUUUCAGUGCAAAUGUGGUUGUUGAAGGCAUAACUGUCAAUUUAGGCCUCUGGGAUACAGCUGGGCAAGAGGAUUACAACAGGCUGAGGCCUUUGAGCUACAGGGGGGGAGAUGUCUUUGUCUUGGCUUUUUCUUUAGUUAGUCGUGCGAGCUAUGAGAAUGUGUUGAAGAAGUGGAUUCCUGAACUCCAGCAUUAUGCCCCUGGCAUACCGGUGGUACUAGUUGGCACCAAAUUGGAUCUCCGAGAAGACAAGCGCUAUUUGGCCGAUCAUCCUGGCCUGGUGCCGGUGACCACUGAGCAAGGUGAGGAACUCCGUAAACAGAUUGGAGCUACCUAUUAUAUUGAGUGCAGUUCAAAAACUCAGCAGAAUGUUAAGGCCGUUUUUGAUGCUGCGAUCAGAAUGGUCAUCAAGCCUCCACAAAAGCAACACGAGAAGAGGAAAAAACCACAAGGCUGUUUCCUAAACAUCCUCUGUGGAAGGAACAUUGUUCGUCUUAAAUGAAACAGUUGAUCGGCAUUUCAUCCGAAGGCGUCGCGUGCUAAGGGGUGUAGAAAUUUUAUACUUGAUGUAAAAUGACGUGGGUGGAGUUUGCAGUAACGCUACUUACAUUUGGCUGAUUUUAUUUUCGUUUCUGAAUAGGUUUUAUGUCUUGAGGAACUAUAAACAUUUGCACCUUAUAGCAUGUAAAGAAAGGACAGAGUGAGUUUGUUGGAUAGCUACCAUUUAUUUUAUUUUGAAAUGAUCGAGUUUCAAUGUACAUAAAGCAUACCCGAG